Molecule: messenger RNA, 1803 nt
Organism: Bactrocera latifrons
Lineage: Eukaryota; Metazoa; Arthropoda; Insecta; Diptera; Tephritidae
Product: pickpocket protein 19-like
Exons: 7
Coding region: 1-1803 (600 amino acids)
Biological process (GO): sodium ion transmembrane transport
Cellular component (GO): membrane
Molecular function (GO): ligand-gated sodium channel activity
Source: RefSeq, a predicted model, not a curated record
AUGGUUUAUCCAGCACGCUUUCAAGCGUCACAAGCUAACGCGCUGCAGCUGUCCUACUCGGCGAGGCAUACACCAUUGCCGCAGAAACCGCGCAUGAUAAUACAACUGCCCUCCUGGAAGAGUAUACGACGCACGGCCGGCGAAAUCAGCGCCUCCGCCUGGGAGCUGGCCUUCCGCUUUGGCCAGAGCACCACAAUACAUGGCGUCAAUCGGUUGUUCAGCAGGAGUGCCGGAAAGUAUGAACGCUUCGUCUGGUUCCUCACCGUCAUGCUUGCCCUACUUGGCGCUAUAUAUGUCAGUCACUUACUCUCUGAUCGUUUCAGCGAAGGCCGUUUAGAAACUGUAGUGGAUAGCACUCGCUAUCCCAUCUAUCACAUCAGCUUUCCGGUAGUGGCCAUUUGCAAUAUGAACCAACUGAAUUGGGAAAGACUGGAAGAGGCCAAGCGUCGUUAUCUCGAGCCCGAUACGACACCGGAAAAUCAAGAACUCUUUGAGCGUGUUAUUGGCAGUUUUGAUGGUAUACACUUUGCCGGCUUUGAGAGUUUUUUGAAAUUCCAAAACAUAUCUCUUGAUGCGCUGAACUACGUCAACUUUACUGAAGUAAUGAUAUUUAUGACUUGGCGUUGCGAAGAAUUAUUGAGUGAAUGUAUUUGGAAUCACUUCCCUAUGAACUGUUGUGACAUCUUCUCUUUGCGACGCAGCAAAAAUGGUCUCUGUUGGGCUUUCAACACUUUGGAAACGGAUGAGGGACGACAGCGGCAAAAGGUUGAUCCGCUGUGGCCUUGGCAUACAGGCGCCGCCGGUCCGGGUAGUGGCCUUAUGGUGCGCGUAGAUGUCAAUGCAGAGAAACAGUAUCCGAGAAGCACCAACGAGAAAGGUGUAAAAGUUAUGAUCGUGGAACCAAACGUGUGGCAUAUGGAUCCAAUGAACAUACCGGAAAAUACACACACAAUGAUAGAAGUGGAGCCGGUAGUAUAUUUCUAUGACAAUAAUACUCGUGGACUGGGUUCUAAGUUGAGAGAGUGCAUUUUCGAUGACGAAGAGGGCGCUAGAAAUGUUCGCACACUUCAAGGUUACGUUUAUAUGAUUGAAAAUUGCCAAUCGGAGUGCCAUCAACAGUACUUGGUGAAAUUUUGCAAUUGCACAAUGGAUCUGCUAUUUCCACCUGGACCCUACCCUACCUGCCGCGCAAAGGACUUGGUGUGUUUGGCGCAGAAUAAUGAACACUUUCUGUAUUCUCACCGCGCGGAGGAGGAAUUAUAUGUGCACAACUAUCACGAGGGCAUGGUUUGUGAGUGUUUCCGCAACUGUUACUCGCUCAACUAUGUGUCGGAUGCGCGUCCAUCAUUUCUACCGCCGGAAAUGCACGACAAUCACUCAUAUAUCUUCUUGGAUGUACAUUUCCGUUUCGAGACAAUGAUGGUUUAUCGCACAAGUUUAAUAUUCGGUUGGGUGGACUUGAUGGUCGCCUUUGGUGGCAUUGCUGGGCUCUUUCUCGGCUGCUCGCUAAUAAGCACYAUGGAGUUGGCCUACUUUCUGCUCGUCGAUCUGCCCACCUUUAUGCUGCAAAAAUAUCGCAACAAAAAAGGUAAAAUGCAAGAUAAAAAACGUUCGGUUGUUGGGCCCAUGGAGCAAUUGCAAGUGAAAACUAAUAAUUGGACGCAAAUUCAGCAGUUUAAUAUGAAAAACCAGCUAAUACAUCCACAAAGCUAUGAAAGUCUUUACAGCAAUAGCAAAAUGAACAAAAAACUGCCGCUAAUCACAGACUGGCAGAGCCCACCAAUCGCUAAAAUACACUACUAG